Aspergillus uvarum CBS 121591 is the source of this 369-nucleotide messenger RNA. RefSeq lists its product as uncharacterized. Bases 56 to 262 code for a protein of 68 amino acids. Lineage: Eukaryota; Fungi; Ascomycota; Eurotiomycetes; Eurotiales; Aspergillaceae. The record is from RefSeq and is a predicted model, not a curated record. The transcript has a single exon.
GCUGCCACACCUCCUUUCCCACAGUUAUUAUUUUUAUUCUUUUUGAUUUUAGACUAUGACUGAUUCCCCCUUAGCGUCUCCACCUGUGACCAGAUCCGUCAUGAAUCCCUCCUGCAGCUCAUUUUACUCUCUUUCAUGGAUGCCUUCCACUCUCGUCAUGUCCAACUAUAUAACCUCCUCUGCUUCCCCCCUCUACUUCUCAAUUUCAACUUCAUACAUCUGCAUUCAGCCCAUCAACUCAUAUCUACUACCAGCUAUAUAGCCACUCGCAAGCUCACUUUGUUUGCGAUUCUAUUCAUUCGAAUCCAUCACUGCUACACAUACCGCAUACCACGUGCUCACCCAGGGCUCAACUUGAUCCAUCCGUCA